Messenger RNA from Mizuhopecten yessoensis (Yesso scallop), 3614 nucleotides. RefSeq names its product PDF receptor-like. Gene Ontology annotation, molecular function: G protein-coupled peptide receptor activity. The transcript is spliced from 2 exons. Gene Ontology annotation, cellular component: plasma membrane. The record is from RefSeq and is a predicted model, not a curated record. Gene Ontology annotation, biological process: adenylate cyclase-modulating G protein-coupled receptor signaling pathway; cell surface receptor signaling pathway. Bases 330 to 1493 code for a protein of 387 amino acids. Lineage: Eukaryota; Metazoa; Mollusca; Bivalvia; Pectinida; Pectinidae.
GACGGGGCAGGACGUUCCAAUACCAACCACAUAAUACAUUGGUUUAUGUGAAAAAGACUUUUCAUGCCAAUUUCUUAUCGUGUUUGUUGGCACCAGUUUCAGUUAUUUUUAUUUAAUCACAGUACACCACAGUUGAUAUCGUAUCACGUACAAACGAAAUAGCUGCACAAUCCAUCAAUGGUAUAUUGAGAAAUAUGACUUUGUUCGCUACGACAAAAUAUUGGGAUUUACAAGCUUUUAUUGACUGCAUGUUACGCGUCCAAAUCUGCUGGUGAACUCUUGUUUAUUUGGAAAAGUAGGAAAAACUUAAAACCUGAUUCGAAGUCACGAUGAUUCGACAAAUCGAAAGCGGGUUUAUUUCAAAGGAAAAUUGUAUGAAGCUUUUCUCAAAUCUAACUAUUCCAACGGAAGUCGGACGGUAUUGUAACGCAACGCAUGACGGGAGUACGUGCUGGCCGCCAACCCUGGCGGGGUCACAGGUUAAACAACCAUGUCCAGACCUUCCUGAUCUACAAUUGAACCCAUUACAGUUUGUAUACAGACGAUGUGGUACGGACGGUGAAUGGUCCGAUAUCCCGGAUAGACAUAUCGUUUUUCAAAAGACUCUUUAUGAGGAAUGCUUCAUCAAGGGUCCGUCAAUAGCAUCGCUCAACCAAAACGCGAAAAUAUCGAACAUUCUUGCGAUAGUAUUGCUGGGCAUCGCUCUUGUAACAAUUUUUGUCGCACUAUUGAUAUAUUAUGUCGUUUUACCAAAAUUUGUAAAUGGAAUUUUGCACGUUAGGGUCCAAAAACAUUUGUUUGUGUCAGUCAUUUUUGACGCUGCAACAAAAUUGAUCAUUCAGAUCCUACUGUUAUUUCAAUUGCAUAAAAUUGCCACAGUCGAGAUUACUUUUGCUUACGAACUCCUCGCCACCAUGAAACAAUAUUCAGAGCUAGCAAUUAUAUUGUGGCUAACCAACGAUUCGCACUUUCUACAAGUGAUAUCGAGAUCAGGACAAAUUUGCACUUCCGGAUACAUGACCUACAUUGUGAUAGGUUGGGGAUUACCAAUAGUUCCAACAUCCGUCUGGGCCGUUUCCAUGGCAGUGAGUCAUAAGGUGAAAGACUGGACUGGUCACACGGAAUCUCCGCUAAUUUGGAUCAUGCAGAUCCCAAAAUUAUUGGCACUGCUGGCGGCAUUUUCCCUACUUUGUGUUACUGCUUACCGCGUGUUCGCCAGAACUAAGUGCACAAAACACAAGAAAAACCUAGACGUACGGAAGAUCAAAUACGACGUUCUGAUGUCUGGUCUAUUUUAUCUCGUUAUACUCGUGUCCGUGUUGUUCAACAUGAUCAUCACGCAUGCGCGUAUCAAGUGCAUUUCAUGCUCAUACAUUUCCACAAUCUUGACUUCGUCACAAGGAACCGUCUUGUCGAUAUUGUACUGUUUCCUCAAUAAUAACGUACAUGCUUACAUCAAGUAUAGUCAGACAGUGCUGCCCGCCUCAGCUUAGUAGUACCGGGCUAGUUCUCUGAUUGAUAUACAAUGACAUAAUUAUUGUAUGCAUAAUAGUUUGGUUAUAAUUGUCAUGGUUCAGUGACAGAAUUCAUCAAAUAAAUUCAAGUACAUGAAUAGGAAGAAACCGCUCCAUAACUGUCAUCUGUUAAGGGAAUCUGCUUUGUACAAACUAAUGUGUAGCUAUCCAUAAUAAAAAAAAAGUAUCAAUAACAACUUUCUGUCUAAACACAUCACCUGUUUAUAUAACAUUCACCUGACUAGCAUUACCACCUGUCUACAGAGACCACCUGACUAUAAAGCCCACUUACAUCUAGCUAUCACCUGUCUACAUAGACCACCUGACUAUCAAGCCCACUUACAUCUAGCUAUCACCUGUCUAUAGAGACCACCUGACUAUAAAGCCCACUUACAUCUAGCUAUCACCUGUCUACAGAGACCACCUGCCUAUAAAGCCCACUUACAUCUAGCUAUAGGUUAUUUUCCUAAAUGUGUUUUAUCAUAGAAGGCACAUUGUAGGUCGGUAGUCUGGAUGUUGAAGGGUACUGUGGGGUUAGCUAGCAAUGCUUAUUCUGCAGUUUGGCCACUCAAAUUCUUCUAAAUGUGCUACAUAUAAUCUUACACUGAAUCGUUAGAUUAUGAUACUACAUUUAGACCUUGGCAGUAAUUAUGAGUUUCAUCCGUAUCAGUUUCCAUAUGGUAUUCAGUAAUGUGUAAUUUCAGCCUCUUUCCUAAUAUUCUCGGAUGGUUGAUUAAGAUUUUUAAUUUACAGUCGAUAUUGUUUUAACUGUUGAUCAACAGGAUUUCGUAACGUUUCUCCUCCAUCACUCCAAUUGGUAAUCGUUCCAUACAAAUAACCAAAUGUAAAAAAACCAUGAAAAAUCAGAAACAAAUUUCUUCGAAAAUCGCAUCUAUCUAAAUUUUAAAACGUAAAUUUGAUUGCGUUUAAAUGACUCAACCCUGGUUAAACAAAAUAACAAUGGCGUAUUGUCUUAUACUAUAACUCAGCAGGCAAGUGAUUGAAUCAUAAUAGUAAGUUUAAAAACAUUGGCUAGAACACCAAAUGUAUUUAGUGAAAUUUGAUAUAUCCUUACAAUGUCUUUUUAACGAUAAAUAUGUUGAUAUUUUGGGCGACUAAUGAAAAAAUGGAAAUUAUCUUUUUGAUAUUAGAUGCAAAAACUUAGAUGAAAGAUCGCUUUGCAAAAUUCAUAUUUCUGAAAAAUCUAUUAAAUCGCUCUUAUUAUGCAAUGUCUGCCGUACCGUGCUUAUGAGUAAUUGUGUUUUUUUCAUGACGUUUAAUUCUGUAGAGAAAUAUAGGACAGAGACGUCUUAUAUUUUUAUCACCGUUCCGUUGUUCGCUGAGGACACAUGAAAAGACUGUCGAUAUUGACCCGAAAGAAACACUGUCAUUUUAUUAGACAUUGGAACUGCAUGUGAGCAAAAAACAAUCAAUACACUAUUUCCAUUUACUUCCUGUUGAUUUCGUCAUUGAAAUCGUUAAUGAUCUGUCACUUCCGGUACGCGGAAGUAGGAACUCAGUGUAAUGAAUAUUGCCGACAAAUAUAGGACACUUGGAAUGGAUAGUGUUUUGUUACGCAAAGGCUUUGAACCAGCUCGGCGGACACAGUUCGUUUCUCAAUACAAGACAUUUCUGGAGAGGAUCAAAUUUAACUGUAAAAGUGAAAGGAGAAUAGCCAUUUAUUAACUGUAUGACAGCAACGGUUGCUACGUAGUUAGUUCCAGGACACUGAUAAAACAUUUAUGGCUGAAAACACAAACAUAAUUCAAACGAUUGUUAAUUGAUUUCUGUACUUUUAUCUUAUUUUUCUUAAAUAUUAUUAUAUUUAUUUAUUUCUUCUCAUGUUUAAACAUAUUGAGCAGUUUCUCCCUUCAUGAUUUUGAAACGAUGAGGUUUAUGUACCGUGUAAUGUAAAACACGCUUUCAUUUGGUUAUUUUUACUCAAAUAAUCUUGCAAUCUGAAUAUAACAGAACUGCUCAUCAGUUUGUACUGGUUUUGACAGUUUUUGUAAACAUUCUCAUUAAAUAUGGUAUUGUAUUUCGUUGAAUAUAUAUAUGAACUGAAAUAUAUUGGUAUAUAAAAAUGUGAAAGCUUUGUAA